Mucor mucedo is the source of this 1813-nucleotide messenger RNA. Its product is annotated as phosphoenolpyruvate carboxykinase [ATP]. Gene Ontology annotation, biological process: gluconeogenesis. The record is from RefSeq and is a predicted model, not a curated record. Gene Ontology annotation, cellular component: cytosol. Bases 68 to 1741 code for a protein of 557 amino acids. The transcript has 5 exons. Gene Ontology annotation, molecular function: ATP binding; phosphoenolpyruvate carboxykinase (ATP) activity. NCBI's taxonomy places the organism in Eukaryota, Fungi, Mucoromycota, Mucoromycetes, Mucorales, Mucoraceae.
CCUUGUUUCUUUAACACACACAACCUCUUCUCUCUUCUUUUUUUUUAUUAUCAUACAACAAGAAAAAAUGACUGCUGGUUAUCGUCCUGCCUCACCUGGAAGACCUGGUUCUUCUAGACCCGGAUCUCCCGGUGUUCAUACUAAAGUAGAAGAAGAUCUUCAUAACAUGGCUGGUAUUGAUUAUGAUAAGGUCACUAUCAAACAUAAUCCUUCUGUGGCUGUUCUUUACGAAGAAGCCUUGACUCAUGAAGUGGGUACUGUGAUUUCUGCCUCCGGUGCAUUAUGUUCGUACUCUGGCAAGAAGACCGGUCGUAGUCCCGCCGACAAACGUAUUGUCGAUGACGAGGUAACGGGCAAGGAUGUCUGGUGGGGACCUGUGAAUACCAAGAUGAGUGAACGAGUCUUCUUGAUUAACCGUGAACGUGCUAUUGAUUAUUUAAAUACGCAUCCACGACUCUAUGUGUUUGAUGGCUAUGCUGGUUGGGAUCCCAAAUAUCGUAAAAAGAUCAGAGUCAUUGCUUCUCGUGCCUAUCAUAUCUUGUUUAUGCGUAACAUGUUGAUUCGUCCUACCGAGCAAGAAUUGGAGGACUUUGGAACUCCAGACUUUACGAUUUUUAAUGCAGGUGAAUUUCCUGCUAAUCGUUAUACCACAGGUAUGACUUCCACAACUUCUAUCUCUGUUAACUUUAAGAGACAAGAAAUGGUCAUUCUUGGUUCUGAAUAUGCUGGUGAGAUGAAGAAGGGUGUUUUCACUGUAAUGCAUUACUUGAUGCCUAAAGCAGGUGUACUUUCACUUCAUUCUUCUGCUAAUGAAGGUCCUGAUGGUGAUGUUUCUCUCUUCUUUGGUCUCUCAGGAACCGGUAAGACCACGUUGAGUGCGGAUCCCAAACGUCGUUUAAUCGGAGAUGAUGAACAUUGCUGGAGUGAUACAGGCAUCUUUAAUAUUGAAGGUGGUUGUUAUGCUAAAUGUAUUGAUCUAUCAGCCGACAAGGAACCCGAGAUUUUCAAUGCUAUCCGAUUUGGUUCUGUUCUGGAAAAUGUUGUAUUGAAUGAAGAUUCCCGUGACGUUGAUUAUGCAGAUGAUUUCCUGACUGAAAACACCCGAUGCGCUUAUCCCAUUGAUUAUAUCCCCAAUGCAAAGAUCCCCUGUAUGGGUGGUCACCCCAAGAACAUUAUUUUGCUGACAUGCGAUGCAUUUGGUGUGAUCCCCCCUGUCUCCAAAUUGACCCCAAGUCAAGUGAUGUACCACUUCAUUUCUGGUUAUACUACCAAGGUUGCAGGUACAGAGGACGGUAUUGUUGAGCCCACACCUACUUUCAGUGCAUGUUUCGGUGCUCCCUUCCUUGUCUUGCAUCCUCAAAAGUAUGCUACCAUGUUGGCUGAAAAGAUGAGUGCACAUGCUGCUGAUGCCUGGUUAAUUAAUACGGGUUGGGUUGGUAACUCUGCAAAGAACGGUGGUAAACGUUGUCCAUUGAAGUACACACGUGCCAUCCUUGACUCAAUUCAUAAGGGUACCUUGACUGGAGGCGAAUUUGAGACCUAUGAAAUCUUUGGUUUAUCCAUUCCUACCUCAGUGGAAGGCGUUCCCGAUGAAAUCCUUCAUCCUAAAAAGGCCUGGCAGGGUAACCCUCAAGAUUUUACAAAGUCACUUACAGAUGUUGCUCAAAUGUUUGUGGAGAAUUUCAAGACCUUUGCAGACGAAGCUAGUCCUGAGACUUGCAAUGCUGGUCCUCAACUUUAAAUGAGUUUUUUUUUUUUUUGCUGUUCACCCAAAAAAAUAAAUUAAAUUUUUUUUUUUGUAUUUAAAAAAAAA